GCUGGAUGGGGUGGCGGUGAUGCCGGUCACCGCCGCAGCCCCGAGCCGCCGGUCCUGCGGGGCGCUCGGAGCGCGGGCCGGGGGGACAGGCCGAGUGCCUGGGGAGAGGCUGCGGGGCUGACGGAGCGAGCGAGGAGCCCUCGCUCUUUUGGUUCCUUUCCAACCAUUUUUAGCAGAGGAAGGAUGUAAUAACAUGCCACGGGCAAUAAAUCACAGUCUAGCUACUCCCCCUGGCUCUCCUCCCCCCGCCCCCGGCCCCUGUAUAGCGGGAGGGGCGGAGGGGCCGCCAGCAGAGCGCCGCGGCCGCCGGGACGAGCAGAGCAGAGCAGCUCCUGCCCGCCUCCUCCACCCGCCCCAGCAUGGACCUCCGCGCCCUGGCGCUGCUCGCCUUCGCCCUGGCCGUUAUCUCCCUCUCGGAGGAGAAACCCGUCAGCCUGACUUACCGAUGUCCCUGUCGAUUCUACGAGAGCAACGUGGCAAGAGCCAAUAUUAAGCACCUCAAAAUCCUCUCCACACCCAACUGCUCACUUCAGAUUGUUGCAAGGCUCAAGAGCAACAGCAAGCAAGUGUGCAUUGAUCCCAAGUUAAAGUGGAUCCAGGAAUAUCUGGAGAAAGCUUUAAACAAACCACGUCAUCGCACUCAUAAAAAAAAGCAACAGAAGAAACGGGGCCCACUCUGCCCUUCCCGUGCAACACCACUAAAGUCUCCAGGGAGAAAGAAUGGAGGUUCAAGAUGUAAGAGGCAAGCAUUGUAAGCCGUCUACAGGAUUUCUUACUGUAGGACCCAGAGAGCAGAUAACCAGUAUUAGGGAAUGAAUACAUUUCACUGCUAACAUGCAGCACAAAAGCAACGCUUCACGCAUUUCCAAAGGUUUUUUCUUGGUUAUUUUUGGUGGGGUUUUUUUUGGUUGUUUUUUUCCCCCUUGCACAAAUUGGCUUGCUUUCACAGUGCUAUUUUUAUAUAGUAAGAUGUAACUAUUUGAGAAAAAUAUAAAUUUAUACAGGUUGGUUUAUAACCUAGCACUGGGGGCAGAUAUCAAUUUAAACUAACCCUGUUAUUAUAUAAUAUUUUAUUUCCUUUGUUGUGUAGAGGUCCUGUUUUAUUUAACUUUCUUUUGGUUAAUGCAAGUCUCCUGGAGAUUUAAACCUAGAAGGACAUGAACUGUACAGUGCAAUGAUGUUGUGUGAGUAGAGGUGGAACUCCUUGCCUCCAGAAGUCAUAGAGGCCAAGAACAUAGGAAGGCUCAAAAGCAUCAGACUGAUGACCAUGGACAAAUUUACCCUGAGUGGCAUUUACAGAUAUUUUGGGUGAGUGAUUAAACUCAGGGCUUCAGGGCUAAACUCAGGGCUAAAGCCCUUCUGAAGAUCACAAACCUUGCUGACAGCUGUGAGCAGCUGGAUCAAUGCACAUCUGGUAUUGCAAGGUGCUAAUACUUGGUUUGUAGUAGUUGUGUGUGUUAGGAGCCACAACACAGUUCUGAUGUCAUCUGGCAUUUCCUAUGUUCCUGUGUUUCUGAUGAUAAAUUUAACAAAAAAAGGGAAUGUGUUAUCAAAGCUCUAACCACUGAUCACAUUGCAAGUUGCUGGAGGAGUCAGAUGCGCUGCCAUGCACCAGGGAUCUCCUCCCAGCCAUCCACAGGAGGUGACUUCAGCUUGCCUGUCUGGCUGAGAUUCAUUCUGAACAGUCAUACCUGACUGAGGGCAGUCACAUCCCUGAUUGCUCUGGAGGUACCCAGAAGAAGAUAUCUGGCCACGUCUUGGAGAAAAGAGAUGCCUGGAGCAAGAGAGAUUCUGUGCAGUUUGUGGAAGGAGAGGUGUGGAAAUGAAGGCCAACACUCACCAGCCAUCAGGGGUUUGCUGGUGAACAGGACAGCCUCUGGAAUUCCCUUUGCAAAGCACAGCCUGGGACAGGCACCACUCCCUGCACCAAUCCCCUCUCUAAGCCAGAAGUUUCUUUCUCCUUAUUCCUGCCUGUAUACACAAUAUCUGCUAUAUGUUACAGAAAGACAUCUGCAGCACUGCAAUAAUCAUGUCAUGCUGUGCACUGAGAUCUGGGGGAAGCACAUUUGUGCAGCACAAUGCCUGUGUUUGUAUGUAUCUGUGUUUGUAUUGUAAACAAAAAAAUGUUGUAAGAUUGUCUUUUUUGAGCUGGUUGAUUCAAAAGAAAUCUUCCCUCUUCCCUGCAGCCUGUGUCUGGAACACUGAGAGGGGUGUUUCACACUCCUUUUUGUGGUAGGCAUCUUUAGUGCCAAAGAGGCAUUUUGGCUAUCCAGGGACUACAUUAUUUCCAUGUGGAUUCAGGUAAAAAUCUUGUCUUUUCCUUUCUGCAAAACAGGGCAAUUGCAGAGAGGCCUUCAGCUGGGAACACCUCACCUCAUUUGCUUUAAAGCAGAAAAAAACUGCUGUGCCUAAAAUAUUUGUGUUUGUGAUUUUGACAUUCCUUGUCUUGUUAUCAUUACCAGCCUGGUGCUUUAAGUAUAUUGUGUUUCUGUUUUGAAAGGUCUGGUACCACUGUACUUGAUAGGAGUUGGAGUUUGAUUUAAUAUUAGUAGGAUCAGAUCCUCUCCUGGAAGGGGAAAGAAAGAAAGAAAGAAAUUUUAUGAGAAAACCAGAGUUUCUUGUAAGCUCCCUGGACUAUAUUUGAUAGCAUAAGUUCCAUUCCCUGUCCCACACUUGCACCUGCAUUUGCCCAUGGCUUGCCAGAGGUGGACAUGUGAGUGUCCAAACCAAGAAUGACUGCAGAAAAAGUCACCCAGGGAAGUGCAUUCUUUGUACAUUAUUGUCUAAGGUCAGCCUGAGGUCUGCUUGAUUCCCACUGAAGUAAAUGGAGAAUUAAAUAAUCCUCUGGUUUUGAUUCAGCAGCAUGCCUUGCUCAUGAUGAUAGGGGUCGUGGCCCUUUUGUUUCCAGGGGAAACAUCGGUAUUCUGGUGAGAAGGUGGGGUGGGCAGGUGUGACUGCAGAGCCUUGCCAGUGCUCUGCUGCAGUCCUCAUUAACAGGGAGUGACCUGGGCCAGGUCAGCACCAGCAGGGACAGGUCCCUGGGAAGGUGCCAAGCCCACGUUCCAGCCAGGGCAAACCCUGCUCGGGCAGGAGCACUGAGAUGGGCAGUGCUGGAGCCCCCAGAUAAGCCCAGGGACCCUGGGUGGCACAGCCAGGGAGUGGAGCUGCUGCAGGGAAGGGUCUCCUGUCAGCCCUCCCCUCUAGGGGCUCAGGGGUACCCUGUGCUAAAGCAAGGGCAUCUGCUCCUGGGAGAAAUGCUUGAGGAGCAGCAGGAGGAAAGGGCACUCCAUCCAAGAAGGGGACCAUUUACACCAGGUUUGUCUGGGUGCUUUGGGGGCUGUCUGACACAACCCACCAAGAGACUGGGCCCUGACACCUCUGUGCUGCUGAUGCUUCCCUUCCCAUUUAUCUGAGACCUCUCAGGGCAUAGGGCUGCUCUCAGGUGCUCUCAGCACCAUGACCCUCCCUCACCUCGGUGAGGUUGAGCACAGCGUGAAUGCAAAGCUGACACAGACCUGGCCAGACACUUAAGUUAGAACCUUUUAAAAGCUUUCUCUUGCCUAGGACCAAAAUUCAACCUUGAGUGGGAAGCUUUGCUGUUAGCCUGACAUUAUUUGCAUGGUGCCCUUUGCACCAGGGGGAUCAACCACUGGGCUGCCCCAGUGCACCUCGUGUUUGUCCCAUUCAUGCCACGACCAGAGCAGGCUGAGAGGCAGCACUGGCAGCAUCUCACCUGGGGAGAGCACCUGGUUUUCCCUUCUGCCUUUAACUGCUGGCCAGAGACAGAGUCAGGGAAAGCAAGUGUGAGGAGAUGGGAGUGAGGAAGGGACCACAUGUGAAGAGGAGGGAAAAGAGUAACACUGAACCGUGCUGAAAAAGCAGCUUCCGCGAAUGAAAUCAUCAUGUGGGUAUUUUCAAUGUGCAGCUGUCAAAUCUCAGUUUCAAGAGUAAGAUGGUAUUUAUUGCUGUGUCAAUUUUUUAUUUAUACUGGCUUUAUACUUUUGUGUAUGAAUAUCUUAUCUGAAUUCUGCCUGAGGAAGAAUGAAGUGAAGGGUGACUUAGAUGUGUUUUUUAUGAAGGUGUUUGAGCAAAGGUGACUAUUUUGCAAUGAAAGAUUUUUUCAAAGUUAAAUAUACAUACACAUGUUGUUGAAAAUGCAGUUCCUAUAGAAGAUUUUGUUGCCAUUUUUCCUUUAUUAACCUCUUUUUGUCUGGCAACUUAUUUUGAGUGAUGUGAUUUAUAGCAGUCAAGGUUUGUUGUGAACUUGUCACCUAAAAUUUGAUUACUUUUUCUUUGUCAACAUCCCACUAAGAUAAUCUUUGUUUGAAAAAGUGAAACUUUGGUUGCCACAGAGAAGAAAACAUGUAUCAUGAUAAAAGGGCUGCAUGGACCUCCCAUCUUCCAUUCCUUAAGAACUCUGUGUUGUCAGAAUGUGGUAAAUACUGUACUUUAUAUUUUUAUUGAGUAAAAAGAAGUAUCUUCCCAAAUAAUGUGAAAAGGGUUUUGUAUUUGUGUUCCUGUAAGGCAGCUUUUAUGGAGGAGUUAUAUUAUGCUUUUGAAAUUACUCCUUUCAUAGAAAAUUUUGAAAAUAAACACUUUUAUAUUGUUGUAAUUUCUCACAUAAAUGUGUAUGCACUUAAAAUUUUCUUAAUAAAAAUGUAUGUCUGAAUAAA
Molecule: messenger RNA, 4673 nt
Organism: Prinia subflava (tawny-flanked prinia)
Lineage: Eukaryota; Metazoa; Chordata; Aves; Passeriformes; Cisticolidae
Gene: CXCL12
Product: C-X-C motif chemokine ligand 12
Exons: 5
Coding region: 360-755 (131 amino acids)
Biological process (GO): immune response; chemotaxis; defense response
Cellular component (GO): extracellular region
Molecular function (GO): chemokine activity
Source: RefSeq, a predicted model, not a curated record